Messenger RNA from Aphidius gifuensis, 1260 nucleotides. RefSeq lists its product as uncharacterized. The record is from RefSeq and is a predicted model, not a curated record. NCBI's taxonomy places the organism in Eukaryota, Metazoa, Arthropoda, Insecta, Hymenoptera, Braconidae. The transcript has 3 exons. Bases 1 to 1260 code for a protein of 419 amino acids.
AUGGAGCUUAAGGUUGAAUGGUUAACACCUCCUGAAUUAUUUCAUGAUGAAAAUCUAGAAAUCCCUAAAAAUAUUAAAUUAGCCGACCCAAAAUUUUAUAUGCCACAGCCUAUUGAUAUGUUGAUAGGGGCAGAACCAACCUUAUCAUUAAUGUCAGUUGGUCAAAUACCAUUAUCAGACGAGUCUUUUCAAGUAUGUUUUCAAAAAACUCUUCUCGGAUGGACCGUAGCAGGUACUACCACGGUGCCUGACCGACCCUUUCCUUUAUCUUGUAACUUAACUCGUCUUGAAAAACAAAUGACAGACUUUUGGAGGUUAGAAGAGAUCAGUUUUGAAAAACCAAAAGCAAAACACGAUGUUUUAUGCGGAAGCCAUUUUAUUAAUAAUAUCAAACGUGACCCUAAUGGUCGAUAUAUUGUUAGUUUACCAUUUAUUGAAGGCGAUCGUACGCUUGGUGACUCUAGAGCAGCAGCCUAUCGACGCUUCCAUGCAUUAGAAAAUAAAUUUUUAUCUAAACCAGAAUUAAAAUCAGAAUAUCACAAAGUAAUGCAAGAGUAUCUUGAUCUUGGUCACAUGUCACCUGUCUCAGAUGAUUCUGAGCAUAAAUAUUAUCUACCGCAUCAUGCUGUGAUCAAAAAAUCCAGCUCGACUACUAAAGUUCGAGUAGUCUUUGAUGCAUCUGCUAAAUCAAAUAACAAUAAAUCACUUAAUGAUAUUUUAAUGACAGGUCCUACUAUUCAAAAUACCAUCUUUACUCAAUUGCUCAAAUUUCGCUCCCAUAAAUAUGUCCUUACAGCUGACAUUGAAAAAAUGUAUCGUCAAAUUCUAUUACAUAAAGACGAUCGAGCAUACCAAAGAAUACUUUGGCGUGUGGGCGAUCAAAUUAAAACUUUUGAAUUAAAUACAGUAACUUUUGGUGUAACAUCGUCUCCAUUUUUGGCUAUCCGUACCAUUCAUCAAUUAGCUGAUGAUGAAGCAAAUCAUUUUCCACCUGCUGCGCAUAUUCUAAAAAAUGACUUGUAUGUUGACGAUCUUUUGACAGGUGCAAGUAAUAUAUCAGAAACGCGUCAGCUUCGUGAUGAAAUUGUUAAAUUAUUAAAACGUGGUCAAUUCAAUAUACGCCAAUGGGCUUCUAAUGAACCAAAAUUAAUAGCAGAUUUAUCUAACGUCAAUGUUAAUUCUAAUUUUUUACUCGAUAAAAAUUGUACCUUAAAAACUCUCGAACAUAUGCGUAUGUACGAAGGUUUAUCCUCGCCUUAA